Messenger RNA from Sorex fumeus (smoky shrew), 3109 nucleotides. It is a transcript of the gene ECM2, whose product is annotated as extracellular matrix protein 2. Gene Ontology annotation, biological process: positive regulation of cell-substrate adhesion; extracellular matrix organization. Gene Ontology annotation, molecular function: heparin binding; protein binding; collagen V binding. Bases 139 to 2178 code for a protein of 679 amino acids. The record is from RefSeq and is a predicted model, not a curated record. Lineage: Eukaryota; Metazoa; Chordata; Mammalia; Eulipotyphla; Soricidae. The transcript has 11 exons. Gene Ontology annotation, cellular component: extracellular matrix.
UCCAGUUUGAGGCACCUCAGUCUUCCGGCUUGGCAAACGCUCCUUUGUGGCCUGACAAAGCUCAGCUGGAGACUUAAAUGACACCAAGCAAAGUCUACUUAGUUUAGAUUUCCAGGAACUGGAUGGUGAAAAGCAAACAUGAAGUUGGCAGGUUUGUUUUGUUUUCUGAUGCUUAUCAUUUUUCAAACUGACUCUGGGCAAAGUGAAGAAACCCCGAGGAAGCAAAGGAGGAAGAUAAACUAUAGGAGACUGAAGAAAAGUUCCUUGCCCAGCCAUGAAUCAAGGAAACAGCUUGGAAUUCAGCAGAAGAUGAGCAGAAGAGCACUUCCCAUUGUGGACUUGGAUGACAGCAUAGAGGAAGCGUUUGAAUCCUUAAGUUCUCUUGGUGCAGAAUCAAGCUACCAUGUAUUACCAGGGAAACAGGGGCACUGUGCGGUGAAAGGCAUGAUCAUGUACAACAGAGCCGUCUGGUCCCCCGAGCCCUGCGUCACCUGCCUCUGCUCCAAUGGACAGGUACUCUGUGAUGAAAUCCUGUGCCCCACUCUCAGGUGCCCCCAGACUGACACUCCUGAAGGAGAAUGCUGCCCUGUCUGCUCUCAGACCGGCAUAGAAUUCAAUGAUAGAACUGAAUUUUCUGGUGAUUCUUCAGAACAAAGACAAUCCACCCAUUUACUUCAUAAGCAGCUGCUACCUCCACGGGUAGAAAAGGACCAAGCAGUGAGAAAUGAGGAACUUCAAAAUGAGGAGGAUGAAGAAGAAACGAAAGAUGAAGAUGGGGAGGAAAAGAAACAGCCUCCUGGAGUUGGUGAUGGAGGAAAACUCCCCAGUACAACACAGAGCAGAAAAGGCAGGAAGCAGAGGCCUCGGAAGGACAGGCAGCGGGGCCAUCAGCACAGAGACACAGCCAGGGAGAAAGAUGCGGAUGAGGUCGAGGAGCCUGAGGAUGAGGAGCCCAUCCGAGGAGAUGCCUUCAGGAAGCCCUCGAGGACACCCAUCCCUGCUCGUCCUAGAGGUUCACCACCUUUGCCUCGCAGGUGUUCCCUGGCUUAUAGGACCAUCAGCUGCAUCAGUGCAGACCUCACACAGAUACCACCACUGACAGCACCACAGAUAACAACCCUGGAACUUAGUGGCAACUCCAUCGCUGCCAUUCCGGAUGGAGCAUUCAAUGGGUUACCAAAUCUGGAAAGGCUUGAUCUGAGCAAAAAUAAUAUCACCUCUUCAAGCAUAGGACCUAAAGCAUUCAAGCAUCUGAAGAAGUUGACUCGUCUGAAUUUGGAUGGAAACAAUUUAAUAGAGAUGCCGUCGGGAUUACCAUCUACAUUGGAAGAGCUUAAAGUCAACGAGAACAACCUUCAGGCUCUAGAGGAAGAAAGCUUAUCAGGCUUGAAUCGAUUGGUCACUUUGGAACUAGAAGGAAACAGUCUCAGUGAAGCCAAUGUCAGCCCUUUAACUUUCAAACCUUUGACGAGCUUAUCCUACCUUCGUCUGGGAAGAAACAAAUUCAGAAUCAUACCACAGGGCCUUCCUGCUUCGAUUGAGGAAUUAUAUCUAGAAAAUAACCAGAUUGAAGAAAUAACUGAGGUUUGUUUUAAUCACACCAGAAAGAUCAAUGUCAUUAUACUUCGUUAUAAUAAAAUUGAGGAAAACAGGAUUGCUCCUUUAGCCUGGAUAAAUCAGGAAAACCUAGAAUCAAUCGACAUGUCCUACAACAAGCUCUACCAUGUCCCCUCCUACCUGCCCAAGUCGCUGCUGCAUCUUGUGCUCAUUGGAAAUCAGAUUGAGCGCAUCCCUGGCUUUGUGUUGGGCCACAUGGAGCCAGGCCUGGAAUAUCUGUACCUGUCAUUUAACAAGCUGGCUGAUGAUGGGCUGGACCAGGUGUCGUUCUAUGGGGCAUAUCAUUCUCUGAGAGAACUGUUUCUGGACCACAAUCACUUAAAAUCCAUACCAACGGGGAUCCAAGAUAUGAAAGCAUUACAUUUUCUGAGGUUGAACAACAACAAGAUACGGAAUAUUCUCCCACAGCAGAUCUGCAACACUGAAGAGGACAGGGAUUCAACCCUGGAACAUCUUCAUCUUGAAAACAAUUAUAUAGAAACGAGAGAAAUUUCACCCUAUGCAUUUUCAUGUAUAAGAUCAUAUUCAAGCAUUGUUCUUAAACCACAAAACAGUAAAUAAUUCCAUGUUGUCCUGUCAUUUAUAAAGUAUACUGAGACUUGUAGUAAUAGCAUUUAUUAUCUGUAAGAUAUAUCACUGAUGUAAUGCACAGUAUUAUGACAUUCAACUUGGUUUGCUCAUCCACAAACAUCAAAAACAUCUAUAAGGCUUAAGUCUUUCAGCACUUUUAGAAAUAAGAGCUUCAGUUUUAUGACUUUAGGAAGAAGUGAUUUCAUUGCAAACAUUUCUUCCUAAAAACAGUACAUGAACCACUGAGCUAGAGAGGAAACAAAAGUACAACACAGCACAGACUUUAUAACAGACCUGAGUUAUAACUACCUAAGUCCCUAUAAAAGUUAUGUAUAUUGUGGUCCAAUUAAGACAGAAAAUAAGUAGAAUUUAUUAAUGAUUUCCUGUUCAUAAUUCUACUUUUAAAAUUAUAAUUUAUGAAUUUUUGAAUGCCAUAAUGUCAUAGCUAUUCGUAUAAAUGCAGUUUGUUAUUUGGCAUAACAUUUGGUAUAACAUCUAUUAACCAUUUGUGUAAAAUUAAAAUGCUAUAGUAAAGUUAAUUUCCCGGCUUUGAGAACUAUACUGUUUUAUAUAUAUUGUUAUUAAUAUUAAGGGAAGUUGGGAGAAGGGUAUACGUGAAUUUUAUACUAGUUCUGAAACUUUACUAAUGUCAAAAAACAGUAUUUUAAGGUCAACCUUACAGUUCUGUACUCAGGAUCAAAAGAUUUAAUGGAAAGCAGUAGUAUUUGUUCAAAAUAUAAGCAAAUAAUCCUUGAUUGUAGCAUUAUAAAUGUAAUUGUAAUUACAACUGUAAUGCAUGAAUUUACAAAAAUUUUUGCUCUGUUGGCCAAUAUUUAUUCCUAUCUCUUUGCCAUGAUUUACUCAAAUGUAUCCUUUCAUGAAGCUCAGUUUAACAUAGAGGUAUGAGUUUUACUAUGCACUU